This is a messenger RNA of Polyodon spathula (Mississippi paddlefish), 2471 nucleotides long. RefSeq names its product cytosolic purine 5'-nucleotidase-like. The transcript has 18 exons. NCBI's taxonomy places the organism in Eukaryota, Metazoa, Chordata, Actinopteri, Acipenseriformes, Polyodontidae. Gene Ontology annotation, molecular function: 5'-nucleotidase activity. The record is from RefSeq and is a predicted model, not a curated record. The coding region runs from base 34 to 1650 and encodes 538 amino acids.
GAGCGCAGAGCGUGCCUGUGCUGCCAGAUUGAGAUGGGAAGCAUCAGCCGGGACGCGCCGGUAACUCCGGCAGAAUCGGACAGAGGUCGACAUGAGACACCACAGAACCUAAAAGUGAUGAUGGACGCCAACCAUGUCGACUACCGCUCUUUGAAAAGGGACUACCAUCACAGGGUAUUUGUAAACAGGAGCUUGGCCCUUGAGAAGAUCAAGUGCUAUGGGUUUGACAUGGAUUACACAAUAGCAACGUACAAGUCUCCACAAUAUGAGGAGCUGUGCUUCGAGUUGCUGUUGGACAGGCUGGUGUCUAUUGGAUACCCUCACGAGAUCCUGCAGUAUAAAUACGACCCCACCUUCCCCACCAGAGGCCUGGUGUUUGACACCCUCUAUGGAAACUUGCUGAAGGUGGACACUCAUGGAAACAUCCUGGUGUGCACCCAUGGCUUCAUGUUCCUUAAGGGGUCUGAGAUUCAGGACCACUACCCCAAUAGGUUCAUCCAGAGAGACGACAUUGACCGAUUCUACAUUCUCAACACCCUCUUCAACCUGGCAGAAACCUACCUGUAUGCUUGCCUCGUCAAUUUUUUCACCAACUGUACCAGAUACAUCAACUGGCAGAAAGGCUACAAACACGGGGAUCUCUUCAUGUCGUUCCGCAGCAUGUUCCAGGACGUCCGGGAUGCCAUGGAUUACAUGCAUGACACGGGUAUCCUGAAGGAAAAGACACUGAAAAACCUGGAGAAGUAUGUGAUAAAAGACCCCCGGCUACCCCUCUUGCUGAGCCGCAUCAAAGAGGUAGCCAGCGUCUUCCUGGCCACGAACAGUGACUACUGCUACACUGAUGCAAUAAUGACAUACCUGUUUGACUUCUCUCAAGACUCAACGCCCAGCACUCCAAAGAAGUCCUGGCGUUCUUACUUUGACCUGGUUGUCGUGGAUACGAGGAAACCACUCUUUUUUGGGGAAGGGACUGUUCUAAGACAGGUGGACAAGGACACUGGGAAGCUGAGGAUCGGUACCUACACUGGGGGUCUGCAGCACGGCACUGUGUACUCAGGAGGCUCCUCUGAUAUUAUCUGUGACCUGCUGCGGGUGAAAGGCAAGGAUAUCCUGUACGUGGGGGAUCACAUUUUCGGAGACAUCCUGAAGUCAAAGAAGCGUCAGGGCUGGAAGACAUACCUCGUGGUGCCAGAGCUGGCCAAGGAGCUGCAGGUCUGGACAGAGAAGAGCCAUCUGUUUGAUGAGUUGAAGAGCCUGGAUAUAUUUCUAGCGGAGCUUUACAAACACCUGGACAGCAGCAGCACAGAGUGCCCUGAUAUCAGUGCCAUCCGGACUCAGAUAAAAAGGGUGACCCAUGAGAUGGACAUGUGCUAUGGGAAGAUGGGCAGCCUGCUUCGCUGUGGCUCACGGCAGACUCUCUUCUCCAGCCAGCUGAUGCGCUACGCUGACCUGUAUGCAUCCUCCUGCCUCAACCUGCUGUACUACCCCUUCAGCUACCUGUUCAGAGCGCCGCCAGUGCUGAUGCCGCAUGAAUCCACUGUAGACCACUACCAGCUGGACAUGAGCGCGCUGGACUUAGCGCUAGCCAAUCGAGUGCAUCGACUCAGCAUGAAGAAAGAAGAUGAGGAAAGCAAGGAGGAAAAUAAGUGAUGCCUUGAUGUUUCCAUGGCAACACAGCUUUACCAGACAUUGAUGUUGACACCAAUACAGGAAUGCAGCAAGGGUCUGACCCUGUUAUCAGACUGGGGUCAUCGAAGCUGUUUGGCAGGCAGAUGCUGACCUCACAGCUCGGCAGGUUGUAUAGUGAUGGUGAAGCUGGGUUACACAUGUUGAUGUAUUUAAGAUCAGUAACUAAUUGGAGAAUAAGAACUGUGAAGUUAGGCGUUUUUAAUGAGAGAUGCUACAACGUCUGGCAUUGUUGAAAGGGUUUUCUGUGGUCUGGCUCUUCUCAGCCCACUCAUUCUAUUAGCAGUGCAAGUAUGAGUUUACAGUUGACAUGUGGUUUAAAGCAACUCUCUUAUCCAGUGCAGUCAAGAGCUUGCACUGCAAACCACUUUCCAUUGCAUGUCUCCCCUACACAGAAGUCUGAUAGAAAACUAACCUAGCCUAUAGAUACAUUGGAAAGGGUUACACUGGAGGGGUGUUAUGAACUGUGUAUAAAUAUCUUAGAAUACAACUGACGUUGGCUGAGCAAAUACAUGUAUAAACAAGCAACUAAAAGCUCACCGGAUUAGUGAUGAUUCGAUCAUUGUUUUCUUUACACUCAUAUUAAUAAGAAGGAUGGAAGCAUACAUCGGCUAGGCCCCUGGUUGAUGUAGAUUUCAGUUAAUGGUCUAACACUGCAUGCUCUGCGAAGGGUUUUUAACAUCAUAUUUAGUUUGUUUUGAAUUGAUGGAACAGGUUCUCAUUGUUUAAAGAGAUUCUCAUGUUCCUUAGCUAGUUUUGAUUUCUCUUGAUGUGCUUGAUUGAUA